CAUAUUUUUUGACUAUGCCCAUGCUCACAAGACUUCAGCAAUGUUAUUCUCUACCGGCAAAUCGUUUCUUGCGCGAUUUUCAUUGGAUAUAUCCAGAAAUGCAAAACCAAUUGGUCUCAUAGCCAACUACUGUCAGGUGGCAUCUGCGCUGCGUCCAAAGAAGGCGAAGUCCACCCGGAAAGAGGCGCAGUACUUCUCCGAUGCGAAGAGGGUACGUGCCGUCGGCGGAAAGGGUGGCGACGGUUGCGUGUCCUUCCUACAGCUAUGGUGCAAUGAAAGGGCCGGUCCAGAUGGCGGAGACGGUGGCCACGGCGGGCAUGUGGUGUUCCAGGCCUCUAACGAUGUGCGCAACUUUAACCACGUGGGGAGUAUUCUGAAAGCGGAAGAAGGAGAGCCGGGCAGCUCCAAGGAUUGCCAUGGCAAGAACGCCAAGCAUUCUGUGAUCAAAGUUCCAAUCGGAACGGUGAUCAGGAAUGCGCAAGGUCAAAUUGUCGGGGAUCUGGGACAAGCGGAUCUUAUGUUUGUGGCCGCUCGAGGAGGAGCCGGUGGCAAGGGCAACCGCUUCUUUACCACGGACAAGGAAACGAGUCCAAAAGUCAGUGAAUACGGUCCUAAGGGUGAAGAUCUGUCAUACACUCUGGAACUGCGCAGCAUGGCGGAUGUGGGUUUGAUUGGUUACCCCAAUGCUGGCAAAAGUACCCUACUGAAUGCACUGACACGGGCCAAGCCAAAGGUUGCUCCCUACGCCUUCACCACGCUGCGUCCGCACUUGGGAACCGUCCAGUACGAUGACCAUGUCCAGCUCACCAUUGCCGAUCUUCCCGGACUCGUGCCCGAUGCUCAUCGCAAUAAGGGCUUGGGCAUACAGUUCCUAAAGCACGCCGAGCGCUGCACCUUGCUGCUGUUCGUGUUGGAUGCCAGUGCACCGGAGCCAUGGAAGCACUAUGAGCAGCUAAUGCACGAACUCCGCCAGUUUGGCGGACGUCUGGCCAGUCGCCCGCAAUUGGUGGUGGCUAAUAAGCUGGACGUGGAAGAGGGCCAAAACAACUUUGAGGAACUGCAACGUCGCCUGCAAAAUCCCGUGCUCGGCAUUAGUGCCAAAAUGGGUCAUAAUCUUGGACAACUCCUGAACAGCAUACGCAGAGGAUACGACCGCCACAAGGAACAGCCCAAGGAAUGCAGUUAGAGGCCUCUGUUUAUGUUAUGUUGGUUUAUUAUUUAUAAAUUAAACUGUAAUCUUAUAAGCUAA
Drosophila simulans is the source of this 1249-nucleotide messenger RNA. Its product is annotated as mitochondrial ribosome-associated GTPase 2. The transcript has 2 exons. The record is from RefSeq and is a predicted model, not a curated record. Bases 41 to 1186 code for a protein of 381 amino acids. Gene Ontology annotation, cellular component: mitochondrion. Gene Ontology annotation, molecular function: magnesium ion binding; GTP binding; GTPase activity. NCBI's taxonomy places the organism in Eukaryota, Metazoa, Arthropoda, Insecta, Diptera, Drosophilidae.